This is a messenger RNA of Oxyura jamaicensis (ruddy duck), 890 nucleotides long. RefSeq lists its product as uncharacterized. Lineage: Eukaryota; Metazoa; Chordata; Aves; Anseriformes; Anatidae. The record is from RefSeq and is a predicted model, not a curated record. The transcript has 5 exons. Gene Ontology annotation, cellular component: cytoplasm. Bases 88 to 840 code for a protein of 250 amino acids.
UGCCAGCUGGAGGUGGCGCAGAGCAUUGAGGCGCUGCUGCAGGAGGAGCCCACCGAUCGCCUGGACACGGAGGUGCGGCACAACGCCAUGCACGCCAUCGCCGCCAUGAGCAGAGCGGGGCUGCUGCCGCAGGACGGGAAGAACGGCCUCCUGCACGCCUGCCUCUGCAGCGUCUUGCACCUCCCUGGCCUCGAGGACGGGAGAGACAUGGACACGUCUCUCUACUUGAGGGUAUGCACGGGCUGGGCUCUGGGGACACCACUGCUCCGUGUUCGGGCGCCCCAAGCCCUGUCCUCCUUGCAGACCCUGGAAGCCCUGGACAGCCUGCUGCAGGUGCUGGUGGGCAGCGCCGGCGCCUCCGGCCUCCUGGAGCUGCAGAACAUCUUGAAGCUCCUGCUGCCCUUCACCCAGCAGCAGCCGGAGGCCGUGGAGGAGAGGGCCAUGGCGCGGAUCGCCAGGCUGGCCGCCUUCCUCAACACCUGCUCCUUGCCCCAGGUCAGCUCCUGCUUUGCAGGAGCCACGGUGGUGAGGCAUCAUCACCCCGAGAAGCACCGCUUCUCCAUGCUGGGGAGGCUGGUGGGGAGCCUCCUCCUGUGCUGCACCUCCAAGAGUGAAGGAAAAAGCCACGAGGCAGCGGAGGCUGUGCGCCACCUCUACAUCUUCAUUGGGCAGCAAAGAAGUGAGAGGAGCCGCGUCGGGCUGGGUCCCUCCAGACACGGGCACGCCGGCACAGCCAGGCCAGCACCAGGCCGCCUGGGCCCCUCUCCUCAGCAGGAGAGACCCGGCCGAGCGAGCCCGGCUGCCUUUCCGCGGGCUGCCGAGCCGUUCCCCCUGCCCUGAGCGCGAGAGCCCGGGCCCUCCCUGGAAGCGCUGCCCCCGGCUCUGCUCUG